Molecule: messenger RNA, 1388 nt
Organism: Nicotiana tabacum (common tobacco)
Lineage: Eukaryota; Viridiplantae; Streptophyta; Magnoliopsida; Solanales; Solanaceae
Product: putative BOI-related E3 ubiquitin-protein ligase 3
Molecular function (GO): ubiquitin-protein transferase activity
Source: RefSeq, a predicted model, not a curated record
UCCCUUCUCUGAAUCUCUGACCCAAUAGUCAAGUCACAAAAUCUGCAUGUGUACGUACUCUCUUUUCUUCUCUUUAAAUGCUCUCUCUUCACAAGAAUAAAGAGAGAGAGAGAGAGAGAGAGAGAAAGAAUCCUCCCUCCUCUGCCCCUUUUUCAGGUUUUCAGUUUCAAUAAACGAAAAGCAAAUUAUUCACCAUAUUAUAAAGACAGAAGAACGGACCAAAGAUUCAAAGUAAGAUAAAAUACACCUCUUCUUGUCCCCACCAUCAAUGUAUUUUUUUCCCUUUUUAUUAACAUCUUUGCCCUACCUUUAAACGAAGAAACACAACACAACAAAUUUCUUUUUAGCUGAUUUGGUGGUGAAAAAAUAUGGCUAUUCAAGCGCAGUUAUAUACAGAUAAUUUUGGUUUUCCUUUGGGGGUUUCGCAAGAUUUGAUGGAGAAUGGUUGUGGAUUUAAUCAGUUUUCUGUUAGUCCUCAGCAGCAACAACACCUUCAACAGCAGCCGUUUCUGCAAAUUCUGCCGCAGAAAAACAAUCAGAAUUUGAUGAACAUUGUUCCAAAACAGUACAACAACGUUACUGAAUCAAUGCCAUUUUCUCAGUGUAUAGCGUCCCAGUUUGAGAAACAGAGUAUUGAGAUUGAUCACUUCAUAAGUUUACAGAAUGAACGAUUGAGAUUGGUUUUAAACGAGCAAAGAAAGCAACAGCUGGCAUUGAUCUGGAGAAAAUACGAAGCAAAAGUGCAGUUUUUGCUAAAACAGAAAGACGAAGAAAUCGCUAGGGCCGCAAACAGGACAAAAGAGUUGGAAGAUUUUUUACAAAAGAUGGAAAUAGAGAACCAAACAUGGCAGAAAAUAGCUCAAGAUAACGAAGCUGUUGUCAUUUCACUAAACAACACAAUCGAACAAUUAAGAGAAAGUGGUGCUUAUUGUUUAACAUCAGCAAAUGGUGCAGCAGUAGAAGAUGCAGAAUCUUGCUGUGAUUUUGGUGAUGAUAAUGAAAAUGGGGAAGAAGAACAAACAAGAAAAAUGAAGUGCAAAAGGUGCAAUUCUCGUAAAAUGUGCAUGAUUUUCUUGCCGUGUAGACACCUUUCUACCUGCAAAGAUUGUGAUUCUUUUCUUAAUCAAUGUCCUGUUUGUGGAAUAGCGAAAAAAGCAAGCAUUGAGGCUUUGAUUUGACAAUAAUAGGUGAAAACUGGAAAAACAUCAUUAGUAAAUUCAUUAAUUUCUUUUGUGUUGUUUUUAACCCUUUUGUCAGGGGGAUUUCAUUUGAUCUUUUUUUGGUGUACUUUUUUGACGAAAUCCCUCGAUGAAAUGAACAAAGUGAUAUGAGUAGUUACUGCUGUAAUAGUGUACAGAAAAUGAGCAUCUUUUUUUUAUUUUUUUUUA